Bursaphelenchus okinawaensis is the source of this 1465-nucleotide messenger RNA. NCBI's taxonomy places the organism in Eukaryota, Metazoa, Nematoda, Chromadorea, Rhabditida, Aphelenchoididae. The record is from the annotation of a GenBank genome assembly.
AUGAAAGUUCUACUGUACAUCGCUUGCCUGGCUACAACAGCCUUCGGUUUGACCGAUGAUGAAAGAACAGCCACUGUCGAGUUCCACAAUGAGAAGAAACGUCUGAUAGCCGCGGGACAACAAGCGGCCUUAAAUGGCGUAUUACCAGCCGCGGCGAACAUGUAUGAAUAUGGCUACGAUGCAACGGUUGAAGCUUCUGCUCAAGCCUGGGCCAACAACUGCACUUUUGAACAUAAUGGUUACGCUGGAGGACAGAACUUAUACGCCGUCUCGGCAUCUGAUGGCAACUACACUGAACUUCUUCAGAACUCUGUCAACAGUUGGUAUAGUGAAAUUGCCAACUUCAAUAUCAGCAACGUCAACGACUUUGAAGUAGACCCUAACUUAGUAACUGGACAUUUUACUCAGGUAUGUUUAUGUAUCCUUUAAGGCUUUGUACAUAACACAGAGAAAAACAGUUUAAUGAACACAAAGUCAAUGAGAUGUAUUGUUACUUUGUUUUAGGUAAUCUGGGCCACCUCCUACCUAGUUGGAUGUGGUAUCACGCAAUGUGCAACAUUUACUAACAUGGAUGGUUAUGACAAUGGAUACAUUGUUGUUUGCAACUACCAAACACAAGGAAACAUAAUAAGUGAGCCAGUAUACCUUACCGGCGAUGCAUGCUCUCAAUGUCCAAGUGAUAGAUACUGCGUCGACUCAUUGUGCGCUAUUAACCCUAACGCAACCACCACUGAAGCCACUUCGACCACAACCACAACAACUACCACUGCAGCGCCUCAAACUGAAAUGUACGACAGUGAUCGUACUUUUGUCGUCGAUUACCACAACGACUACAGACGUACCGUAGCGUUGGGCGAACAAGCUGGUUCUAAUGGUAAUUUGCCAAGCGCUGCUAACAUGCUGGAACUUGUGUACGAUACUGACAUUGAGGCUGAUGCCCAGGCUUGGGCUAACAACUGCAGUUUCGGUUACUCAAGCUAUGCUGGAGGUCAAAAUAUGAUUCUUUACGAAACCAGUAGCAGCAGCUCUCAAAAUUACACCGUUCUUCUCAAAGCGGCCGUUGAUGAGUUUGUCAGCCAAGCCAGCAGCUUCAACACCAGCUACGUUGCCGACUAUUCAUCAGACGCAGGCAGCUUGUUCAGUCAAGUAAGGGUUUCAAACAAUCCUUUAUCAAACGGCCAACAAAUUUUUAAAAAUGAUUUUGUUUAAAUUCAUGAAAUUAGUAGUGUUUUGUACAAAGAUAACAUUAUAUUUUUAGGUAAUCUGGGCCAACACCUCCAGCCUUGGUUGUGGAGUACAAGCUUGCCCAAACUAUGACUCUACUGGAUUCUACGCUUACAUGGUCGUAUGUUUCUACCAGGGAGCCGGCGAUAUCGCAGGCCAGCCUAUCUAUACUCAAGGUGACUCUUGUUCCCAAUGUCCUAGCGGUACAACUUGUGACAAUGGAUUGUGUGCUACUUCUUAA